AUAGAAUAACGAGUUUCACAUAAUCGACGAGCUUACAAAAGUCAUUCGCCAAUUGUAUCGCGACUAUUGUGGGUCUCGACUUUUCCGCGAUUAAUUAUUAAUGACUUGAAUGAAUCAUAUCUUGAUUCAAAAGUAGUGGUAUGAAGUGAGGUAGUUUUUAUCGAUUUGUCAAUCAUUCGCUGAUACCGGAAUCAAAUCGCAGAUAACAGCUACGAUGUUAGUGGGCGAUAAUAGGUCAAAGUCCUAUACUCGGCGUCAAAUCCGCGUGGUGAUGUCAUUGACAUGUGCCGGCUAAACAAAACCCGCCUACAAACAUAUUGAAUGAUUUUACAGUUACUCGUGUUAUCUUCAUGUUAUCACACGUGUCGCUGGCUCGAAAAUAAUAAUCCUCCCGUAAAGAGCGCUGCUUCUGGUAGGUAGCAUCUUAAAAAAUUAUGCCAUGAAAACCAGUCUCAUUUCAACCUACCGGAGCAAUAUCAGCGCCAGAGAAUCUUCAUCCGAAGGAAGAACUGAAAUUUGUCUGUAUAUUGUGAUUAAGAUUUCAUCGAUAAGAUUUAUCUCGGGAAUCAUCGAGGAUCGACCUCGAGGACUUUGACACCGAGAUGAUUGGACAAGAGGAGGAAGGGGAUGGAAAAAGAAUAGAACAAAAAGACGAACUGGUAACUGCACUCGACAAACUCGGCGAGGGGUCCAAGUUGCUAUGGCUUGUUUUUGCGCUGACGGCAACACCCACGUUGUUCAACGGACUUCAUGCAACGUCUUACGUUUUUUUAGCCGAGGUGCCAACGCACUGGUGCGCAGUCCCGCAAUUAACGAUGGCAAAUUGGACGGACGUGCAAAUCAGAAACAUCUCUUCAGCUUCGUCGUGUAGGAGAUUUUCCCACAAUUAUACUCACCUUGCUACGCUCGAUUUUGAAGGAGCUCUCGCCUACGUUAAAGCCAACGGAAAUCCAGGGACAGAAAGUUGCAACACAUUCAGCUACACGAACGAUAUCGACGGAUCUUCAAUCGUCGCUGAGUGGGAUCUGGUAUGUCACAGAACCGCCCUCCGGAGCAGCGUGCAGAUGGCAUUGUCGUUAGGAAAAUUUCUGGGUGCCAGUAUAUUUGGCAUAAUCGCCGAUAAAUUUGGAAGACGAACGAGCUACAUCGUUGGCGUUCUCAUUCUAAUCGUCUCCGGUCCGAUUAGCGCGUUUGCUCCUUGGUACUGGCUCUUUAUGAUACUGCGAGGAUUGAUUGGUGCUAGCGGUUCGGCAAUUUAUCACUCUUCUUUUACAACACUGACGGAGGUUGCUGGUCCCAAACACAGAGCAUGGAUGGGUAUCGUCUACAGCAUGGGCUACCCUCUCGGCAUGAUGAUUCUUCCCGGUAUCGCCUACUGGGCACAAGAUUGGAAACUGCUUCAAUUAUCCAUCACGUUACCUGCCGUUAUUCUGCUACUGCAUUGCUGGCUGAUGCCGGAGUCCCCAAGAUGGUUGAUCGCUCAAAAUCGUCGUAAAGAGGCGCAAAUAAUUAUCGAAAGGUCCUACGGUCCAGUGUACCCAUCGGUAAACAUUGCUCUCACGGCUGAGAAGGAAAAGGAUAUGCAAUGCGCAAAGGAAAAAGUAGCGAAUAAUAAGAGCGGCAAGGAAACGUUCGUAGAAAAGUGGAAAAGUCUGAUCGAUCUAUUUUCCCACGCGGAACUGAGAAAGCGUAUAAUAAUUGCAUAUUUUGCAUGGGCUGCUACAUCCCUGUCGUACUAUGCAAUCGCGUUGAACGUAGACAACUUCUCCGCAAAUCGCUACCUCUAUACUUUUUUAACUGGAGUAAGUGAAAUACCAGCUUAUCUUGUGCCUUUGCCACUCCUUGCAUUUAUGGGUCGACGGGCCGUGACCAGUCUGCUAUUUUCCAUAUCUGGAAUUGCAUUACUCAGCAUAUUAGCCAUUCCACAAUCUGAUACAACUGCUAUUAUGGUAGUUGCAUUGACGGGAAGAUUGACAGUGGCUGCAGUCUUCAGCGUAAUUAUUUUACAUACAUCCGAAUUAUUUCCUACGGUAUCUCGAAACAGCGCCGUGGGUACGAGCUCAACCAUGGCUCACGUUGGCAGCAUUGCGGCGCCUUACGUCGUGGAUCUUUUAGGAGCGAAGGCGUGGUGGAUUCCUAGCACAAUAUGUGGCGCCACGGCAGUAGUAGCUGGGUUAUUGUCCCUUAUUUUACCAGAAACGAGACGACGGACCUUGGUCGAUACUGUCGAAGAAGAAGUUACGGAGGGUAGGGGAAAAGUAUCAAUCAAAAAUUGUUUUUCUUUUAGAUAAAUGAUUGGACUAUUGUCCAACGAUGUAAAGAAAUGUAAAAUGAAUAACUAUUAAUAGAAUUGCUAAAGACAAAA
Molecule: messenger RNA, 2365 nt
Organism: Athalia rosae (coleseed sawfly)
Lineage: Eukaryota; Metazoa; Arthropoda; Insecta; Hymenoptera; Athaliidae
Product: organic cation transporter protein
Exons: 8
Coding region: 603-2291 (562 amino acids)
Biological process (GO): transmembrane transport
Cellular component (GO): membrane
Molecular function (GO): transmembrane transporter activity
Source: RefSeq, a predicted model, not a curated record